Molecule: messenger RNA, 1800 nt
Organism: Uncinocarpus reesii 1704
Lineage: Eukaryota; Fungi; Ascomycota; Eurotiomycetes; Onygenales; Onygenaceae
Exons: 1
Coding region: 1-1800 (599 amino acids)
Source: RefSeq, a predicted model, not a curated record
AUGACGAAGAGGAAGAGAUUCUCAGCGCCCCGGCCACGAGCAAGAAACAGAAAUGUCGCAGGUAGCCCGGUGACUCAACGCCGACGAUAUCGGCUGUCAUUAGGUGGCAAUACUCGAAGCCAGAAAACGCUGACACAAAUCAAUUUUGUGAAUCAGCCGUCCAUGCGCGAGUCACUGAGUGACUUGGACUUGGAAUAUAUUGAGGACGAGGAGAGCAGACAAGAUGCUACUCCACCAAAAACCCGCUCUCGCCGAAGAAAAGCAGAAUCUAGCGUCAGAAAUGACAGACUGAUUCAACCCGCAAACACUACUUUAACGCAAAUGGGCUACGGAACGAUACAAAGCGACAGUGAUGAAGAUGAUUGUCUGACAUUACCCACUGAGCGAACUGUACCUGCCCAGACUCGGAAACGGAAUUCGCGUAUUUUGGAGCCAGCAGAAGGGGAAUCACCUCUCCACAACAUAUCAGAGGUAGAAACAAACGGUUUUGUUCGCCCGAGAAAGAGAAGAAUAAGUUGUGAGAAAGAACACAGGGUCAAGAGGCUAGAUGACAAGCACAGAACGGAUUCAGAUUCUUUUGUUUUAAAGAGCAGUGACAAGCCACAUGGCUCUUCCAAGCCUAAGAAGAUAUCUAAACAUGUCCCUUCACCUGCGCGAAACAUAACAAAGGCCUCAGACCAAAAUAAAGCUAGGCUCUUUAGCUCGCCAAUCACACCCCAAAAAGUGCGGCCGCGUGUUGUCCCGUCAUCUCAAUCCCCGGAGAGCCCAGAACUGGUGCUCCGAAGUGCGAGCCACAAGGUCGCAACUACUCGAUCUUCACUAAAGUCGCAAUCUGACGAUAUUCCUUAUGACCACAUAACCAAUGUCCGCAUCAAUGGUUCUCCAUCUCCUUUUGGAGCCACUGUUAACACGGACUUCACCCAAGCAGCCUUUUCACUACCUCCCCCUAUCGACCAGGUGUUAGAAUCACCAAGUUUGCACACUAUAAACGGCAGAUCAAUACGAGAUAGAUGCCCUUCCUCUCCCCUGUCUUCAGUAUGCUCUCCGGAGGCCCCAUCGAAGUCCUUCCUUGGAGAGAUCCAACCUACGUUGACCCUAGGGCGACCUGUCUCUAGGAGCUCCGCCCAAUCCAAGGGAAGCACGCGACAGAUUGUAUACGAAACCGACGGUGAAACUGACAGCCAAUCCGAAAGGAUUUUCGUUCCUACUUCCCAACUGGCACCGCAUGAUAACAUUCCGUCAGGGCCAAUUGUUCACGGCUCUUCCCCCCAGUCCCCAAGCCCUAAACCACAGGGUGAAUCAACGGAAGCCGUUCCAAGCAUUUCAGACCCAGAUGCCUCUCUCCUUUAUUCCCGUCAUUACCUUACUUACCCUUAUGAGAAAUAUAUGGGAACACCGCGUCGAGGGGAUAUGGGGGAAAUAUUCGAAGGCCAUUUCGAAAGCCCUUCGGAUUCCAUAGAGCCAUCUCUUCCUGUACCCCCUCAUCUAAACAAUCGUACAUCUAUUCCAAAAGAGCUGAAUCUUACAGAGGACUUAUCAACGGAGUCCGUUCCCGAGUCCUCGCAGGUCCAACAGCACGACGCUGAGAUCCAGAAUACGCAACCACGCACAUCGCCGGCACCUAUAGUUCUAAUAGAAUCAUCUCAAGAACCCACAACUGGAACUAAUAACACUGGACCACAGAGCGACCCUCGAGGAAUCCUCACCACAAGCCAGCUGGUGCCUGAGAAUUUGAUGGACAGCAUACCGCCUCCGCCAGGUUGGAUGCCUAGCCAAGUUAUUGACCAAGAGGACAUAUGA